This is a messenger RNA of Leishmania major strain Friedlin, 2538 nucleotides long. RefSeq lists its product as hypothetical. The record is from RefSeq and is a predicted model, not a curated record. NCBI's taxonomy places the organism in Eukaryota, Euglenozoa, Kinetoplastea, Trypanosomatida, Trypanosomatidae. The transcript has a single exon. The coding region runs from base 1 to 2538 and encodes 845 amino acids.
AUGAACGUCGCGUCAUUGCCUCUGCGACGAGACAGCGACACCGCCACUACAGGCGACGGCACUUCUCUAGCGCCACCUGCGGCUUGUUCCCUCGGCCUGUUCGCGCCAGCGGCAUCCACGUCGCCCCAGUUGACGCAGCUUAAGUCCUCAAGAAGGGACGUGGAGGGGGGCGUGCUCACGAGGAAGACAUCGGCUACAGACGAGCUGCUUCAGUGCGAUAAGGUGGUCAUCUUGCGCCCGCCGCCCCUGGAUGAUGCACUUCCCUCCGGUACUGCGCACAGCACUGCCGCCGUUGCGUACGUCGACUCCUCCUCACUUCCUCCGCAGCACUCGCUCAGCUCGGUGGCGUACACAACCCAUUUAGCUGAGCAGCCCUCGUCCGCCUCGUUGCAGAGCGUUAGCGACGCCCACGCGGCAGCAUCAAGGGAGCUGGGCAGGGGCGCCAACAUCAACGCAAGUGGUUCUGUCCUGACCUGGACACUCGAUGACACAGACACGACGCGGACAUCCUUCCUGCAGACAGCCGGCUCUACACAGCCGCCGUCGCUGCAGGCGAGUCGCUCGUCGUCGUGCCAGCCUGUGGUUCUACCAGUAGCUCAACAAGCAUCGCCAUCGCCGUCGCCGUCGCCAGCGACGGUAGCGGAAACUAAAGGAGCGGCGAAUGAGCCAGCCCCCGCUACACAGCCACGAUCCGUACUCACCGCCGAGGCGCAGCGCAACCUGCAACUGGCAAGCGCAAGUCGCCUCUCCGGCAGUGGUGGCCCUGUGGCACGCCGGUGCCAUUCUGCACUCACUUCAUUGGCGCGCCGCUCGCCGUGUGCCGAGGUGAAAGCGACUCUGCGAAGCGUGGUCGCCGCGUCGGGGCCAAUGGAUGCGACGGCCGGAACGCCCGCGCGGCCGAGCUACGAAUCUGGCCGCGACGCUGGCGAGUCUCCCCUCGGCGAAGCGAGCGACGGAUGCAGGGAGAGCAGGAGCGGAGCCAUCCCGACAGCUCGGUUGACACAGCCGCCGCAGGCGGUGGCCGCCGCUCGACAGCACUCUCGUUCCGACUCUUUGCUGCCGUCUACACCAGGGCGGCAGCAGCAGCUUGCCGUGGCGCUGAUGCCAUCCUUCACGCCGCCUCAUGACUCCACGUCUCCGUCUCUGCGCACCCCCGCGCCACAGCAGACAUCACCGUGUACCUCGGCACCGGCCGUGUCAGCACCUGUCAACGUCACUGUUUCUGCCAUAAGCGACGCACCGGACGACGUGCCACUGCCGCAGCAUCUGGACCUUUUCACCGUACUGCCGGCCAGCAACACCGCGAGCGCCGGCACCGCAGGCGGCUACAGCAACUUUGGUGAUGGUGAUGCCGGAGGGGUGCUCCGUCCGCGCUUGCCCAUGCCGAACUCUGCCAACAUACGCGGCAUCGGCACCCACGCAAACAGCGAGAACCUUUGUGCCGCGUAUUCAUCGGUGACGACCUCAGGCACCGAGACUCCCACCCAGACACGCACUUCGCGUUUGAACCUCGGAAGCUGGAACACACACCACUUCGCCAGCAGCAGUGGUUGGCUCUCGAGUAGCAUGAAAAACACCGAUGGCGGCAGCGGUGGCCUCGUUGUUGGCAGUCGCUGGAACGACGGGAGUUGCACCAGCACUCCACCCCCGACAAAUUCGGAACUCUUUCGGCAGAUACGUCAGUCCACCACGCACGUCAAGUCGAUCUUGCGCAAGUCCGGGAGCAGCACAGAGAUCGCGUACGGUGCGACGGUCCUGAACGACGGCGAUCAGGCAAAUAAAAAUCGCUCCUGUGUGCUGUUGCCCUCCGUCCAUGGUGGCGGGGUCGGCGGCAGAGCCGAGACGACCGCGUGCACCACGCCUCGCAUAACAGCCAGCAGCGGCAUGGCAGGUGGUGGUAACGGGCGGACUUCGGCGAUGUCAUCGCCAAUAGACGAGCCAGCGCUGCAGAUGGACUUCAUUGUACUUCGCCACACCACCAGCGAUGCGGAUCGCGUGAACGGAAGCGCCAAACCCGCCGACGCGUCUCCGUCGCCCACCGGCUCGCGCUCGCGCACGCACCGCGGCUUCCCGACGGGCACCUGGCCGCAGCCCAACCCCGACAAUAUCAACAGCGUAGCUAACAGCAACGUGUCGGGUGUUUUGGGCACGAGCGUCGAGAACGGCAAGGGUGUCUUCGCAGAUGGCGUCCACGGCAGCGGCAACGCAGGCACCGGCAGCACACCCCUCAGCUCAGCGGUACAACGCUCGUUGGCGUUUCCUUGUCAGCUGUCCCGGUCGCCAUCCACACCAGGGCACCCCUCGCCGCACCGUACCCAGCAGUGCCGCUCGAGCGGCAUGAGGCACGGUGGCGGCGCUAACAUUGGCAACACCAGCAAUGGAGAGACGCAGGUGCUGCCACCGCCAUCGACGGCGACGGAGCUGCCCAUCUUGUUUGCACGCGACACCGUCGCCGCGGCAAGGUGCACGUCUGAUGAGCCGCCGCCUGAAAUUAUUCUCGCCUCCCCUUCACCAAAGCGGGUGCGCGUGGUAGUAUGA